AAGGCGGGCCCUCGGCUGCGAGAUAGUUGGGGGGAGGGGCGGGAAGAGCCCGAGCGCUGGAGUUGGUGCUGGGAAACCCGGGGCUAAUGUUGACAACAGGCUCGAGGUUGUCUUGGGUCACAUAAUGCCAGCUGAGCGUAAAAAGCCAGCAAGUAUGGAAGAAAAAGACUCUUUACUAAACAACAAGGAAAAAGACUGCAGUGAAAGGCGGCCAGUGAGCAGCAAGGAGAAGCUAAAAGAUGAUCUCAAGCUCACUGUCAAGAAGGAGGUCAGCAAGGCCCCUGAAGACAAGAAGAAGAGACUGGAAGAUGAUAAGAAAAAAAAGGAAGACAAGGAGCGCAAGAAAAAAGAAGAAGAAAAGGUGAAGGCAGAGGAAGAAUCAAAGAAAAAAGAGGAGGAAGAAAAAAAGAAACAUGAAGAAGAAGAGAGAAAAAAGGAAGAACAGGUAAAACGUCAGCAAGAAGAAGAAGCUGCUCAGUUGAAAGAGAAGGAAGAAUCCCUUCAGCUUCAUCAGGAAGCUUGGGAAAGACAUCAAUUAAGAAAGGAACUUCGUAGCAAAAACCAAAAUGCUCCAGACAACCGACCAGAGGAAAAUUUCUUUAGCCGCUUAGACUCAAGUUUGAAGAAAAAUACUGCUUUUGUCAAGAAAUUAAAAACUAUUACGGAACAACAGAGAGACUCCUUGUCCCAUGAUUUUAAUGGCCUAAAUUUAAGCAAAUACAUUGCAGAAGCUGUAGCUUCUAUUGUGGAAGCGAAACUAAAAAUCUCUGAUGUAAACUGUGCUGUGCACCUGUGCUCUCUUUUUCACCAGCGGUACGCUGACUUUGCCCCGUCACUUCUUCAGGUCUGGAAAAAACAUUUUGAAGCAAGGAAAGAGGAGAAAACGCCUAACAUUACCAAGUUAAGAACUGAUUUGCGUUUCAUCGCAGAAUUGACAAUAGUUGGGAUUUUCACUGAUAAGGAAGGUCUUUCCUUAAUCUAUGAACAGCUAAAAAAUAUUAUUAAUGCUGAUCGAGAAUCCCACACUCAUGUUUCUGUGGUGAUUAGUUUCUGUCGACAUUGUGGAGAUGAUAUUGCUGGACUUGUACCGAGGAAAGUAAAGAGUGCAGCAGAGAAGUUUAAUUUGAGUUUUCCUCCUAGUGAGAUAAUUAGUCCAGAGAAACAACAGCCUUUCCAGAAUCUUUUAAAAGAGUACUUUACGUCUUUGACCAAACACCUGAAAAGGGACCACAGGGAGCUCCAGAAUACUGAGAGACAAAACAGGCGUAUUCUACAUUCUAAAGGGGAGCUAAGUGAAGAUAGACAUAAACAGUAUGAGGAAUUUGCCAUGUCUUAUCAGAAGCUGCUGGCAAAUUCUCAGUCCUUAGCAGACCUUUUGGAUGAAAAUAUGCCAGAUCUUCCUCAAGACAAACCAACACCAGAAGAGCAUGGACCUGGAAUUGAUAUAUUUACACCUGGUAAACCUGGAGAGUAUGACUUGGAGGGUGGUAUAUGGGAAGAUGAAGAUGCUCGGAAUUUUUAUGAGAACCUCAUUGAUUUGAAAGCUUUUGUUCCAGCCAUCUUGUUUAAAGACAAUGAAAAAAGUUGUCAGAAUAAAGAGUCCAACAAAGAUGAAUCCAAAGAGGCAAAAGAAUCCAAGGAUAAUAAGGAGGUAUCAAGUCCUGAUGAUUUGGAACUCGAAUUGGAGAAUCUAGAAAUUAAUGAUGAUACCUUGGAGUUAGAGGGUGGAGAUGAAGCUGAAGAUCUUACAAAGAAACUUCUUGAUGAACAAGAACAAGAAGAUGAAGAAGCCAGCACUGGAUCUCAUCUCAAGCUCAUAGUAGAUGCUUUCCUUCAGCAGUUGCCCAACUGUGUCAACCGAGAUCUGAUAGACAAGGCAGCAAUGGAUUUUUGCAUGAACAUGAACACAAAAGCAAAUAGGAAAAAGUUGGUACGGGCACUCUUCAUAGUUCCAAGACAAAGGUUGGAUUUGCUACCAUUUUAUGCAAGAUUGGUUGCUACAUUGCAUCCCUGCAUGUCUGAUGUAGCAGAGGAUCUUUGUUCCAUGCUGAGGGGGGAUUUCAGAUUUCAUGUACGAAAAAAGGACCAGAUCAAUAUUGAGACAAAGAACAAAACUGUUCGUUUUAUUGGAGAACUAACUAAGUUUAAGAUGUUCACAAAAAAUGAUACACUUCAUUGUUUAAAGAUGCUUCUGUCAGACUUUUCUCAUCACCAUAUUGAAAUGGCAUGUACCCUCCUGGAGACAUGUGGACGGUUUCUUUUCAGAUCUCCAGAAUCUCACCUGAGGACCAGUGUACUUUUGGAGCAAAUGAUGAGAAAGAAACAAGCAAUGCAUCUUGAUGCAAGAUACGUUACAAUGGUGGAGAAUGCGUAUUACUACUGCAACCCUCCGCCAGCGGAAAAAACAGUGAAAAAGAAACGCCCCCCUCUCCAGGAAUAUGUCCGGAAACUUUUGUACAAGGAUCUUUCUAAGGUUACCACCGAGAAGGUUUUGAGACAGAUGAGAAAGUUGCCCUGGCAGGACCAAGAAGUGAAAGACUAUGUUAUUUGCUGUAUGAUAAACAUCUGGAAUGUGAAGUAUAAUAGUAUUCAUUGUGUAGCCAACCUCUUAGCAGGACUGGUGCUCUACCAAGAAGAUGUUGGGAUCCAUGUUGUAGAUGGCGUUUUAGAAGAUAUUCGAUUAGGAAUGGAGGUUAAUCAGCCUAAAUUUAAUCAGAGGCGUAUCAGCAGUGCCAAGUUCUUAGGGGAACUUUAUAAUUACCGAAUGGUGGAAUCGGCUGUUAUUUUCAGAACUCUUUAUUCUUUUACUUCAUUUGGUGUUAACUCUGAUGGUUCUCCAAGUUCAUUGGACCCUCCUGAGCAUCUUUUCAGAAUUAGACUAGUAUGCACUAUUUUGGAUACCUGUGGCCAGUACUUUGACAGAGGUUCCAGUAAACGAAAACUUGAUUGCUUCCUUGUAUAUUUUCAGCGUUACGUUUGGUGGAAGAAAAGUUUGGAGGUUUGGACAAAAGACCAUCCAUUUCCUAUUGAUAUAGAUUACAUGAUCAGUGAUACACUAGAACUGCUGAGACCAAAGAUCAAACUCUGUAAUUCUCUGGAAGAAUCCAUCAGGCAGGUACAUGACUUGGAACAAGAAUUCUUAAUAAAACUAGGCCUAGUAAAUGACAAAGAUUCGAAAGAGUCUAUGACAGAAGGAGAAAAUAUUGAAGAGGACGAAGAAGAAGAAGAGGGGGGAGCUGAAACUGAAGAGCAAUCUGGAAAUGAAAGUGAAGUAAAUGAACCAGAAGAAGAGGAGGGUUCUGAUAAUGAUGAUGAUGAAGGAGAGGAAGAAGAGGAAGAGAAUACAGAUUACCUUACCGAUUCCAAUAAAGAGAAUGAAACUGAUGAAGAGAAUACUGAGGUAAUGAUUAAAGGAGGUGGACUUAAGCAUGUACCUUGUGUAGAAGAUGAGGACUUCAUUCAAGCUCUGGAUAAAAUGAUGCUAGAAAAUCUUCAG
This is a messenger RNA of Galeopterus variegatus (Sunda flying lemur), 3496 nucleotides long. Its product is annotated as regulator of nonsense transcripts 2. The annotation marks the transcript as partial. Gene Ontology annotation, biological process: nuclear-transcribed mRNA catabolic process, nonsense-mediated decay. Gene Ontology annotation, cellular component: cytoplasm; exon-exon junction complex. Lineage: Eukaryota; Metazoa; Chordata; Mammalia; Dermoptera; Cynocephalidae. Gene Ontology annotation, molecular function: protein binding; RNA binding. The transcript is spliced from 18 exons. The record is from RefSeq and is a predicted model, not a curated record.